Messenger RNA from Penicillium olsonii, 7770 nucleotides. The record is from the annotation of a GenBank genome assembly. Lineage: Eukaryota; Fungi; Ascomycota; Eurotiomycetes; Eurotiales; Aspergillaceae.
AUGCGAAUAGUGGCUUCAAACCCUGCCAAAGCUGGCUUAGGCCAAACAACGCUGCCCCUCAUCCCUGACGACCUGAGAUCCGUGUCGCACCAUAAUCUUGCGUCCCCGUCCGACCGGCGAGGUACUCGCACCGCCCAGUCCACCCCCAUGCACAGCCGCGAAUCCUCAGCCGUCCGUGGAAGAGCCGUUGACCCGUCCACACUCGCUCCCAUUCAACCUAGGCGCGGCCAUUCCGGUUCCAAGAGCCCCGAUGUACCGGGGAGUCGGCCAGGAUAUGAAGGGGGCUUAGAACGACGACCGUCCAAUUCCUACGGGCACCACCGGCAGACCUCGAUCGUCCACGGCGUGCAACAUUCUCGCAACACAAGCAUGGCUGGGUCGACCGCCUCCAACAGUCCUCUGAGUCCGGAGCUCAUCGCGUCUCUCGGACGCGGGGCAUUUGACGAGGCCACGCUGCCGGCGAAGUUUGAUCCUCUCGAGACGCACUCUGGCUACCAGACGCCCGCGGGGACAUCCGCAGUAUCCGCCGGCCAUGGCGUGCCGCCAAUCCUGAGCCCAAUCAAAGAUACCGAUAGAGAACCCAUGGAUACGAGUCCCGCGGCCCUACUGCAUAAGCGAAUGAAUUCGGGAGGGAAAGCGCGGCGGGAGAGAUCACACAGUCGCUCGCAGUCGAAACAUUCGGAAUCAAAGACGGUUGGGGAAUAUGCUUUGCACCAUUUGUUCAACUCGUUUGUUGGACAGGCGGACAGCAAAAUCAAUCAAGCCAUCAUGAAGUUGGGAGACUCUCAAGCUCCUGUGGAAGAGGUGUGCGGCCCUGGGGCGGACCCAACAUUCGACCAAUUGAUUUCAGCACUGGGACACAUCGCUCGACAGAAACCGAAACCGUUGAUUGAUACAAUCAUGUUUUGGCGUAAAGCCAAAGGAGAUGCGGCCAUCACUGCACGACAGAUGACGACCGACCAGAAACCCUCCCCCGCCACGGAGAAUGGUCCCUUACUGCGUCGUAAUACCGAGCCCACCCAGCCCAUGGACCCUACAGCCGCAGCGGAGCGCUCGCAACCCUCGGCGCCCUUCGUCAGUCGCCCCGACGAUGUUGCUCUGGUCGAGAGACGGGCGACAGUCUCGGUCUAUUUAGUUUGUAGAGUUCUGAUCGAGAUCUUCAACCAGAGUAGCUUGGCCUCAAUAACCCUUGACAUGGCGGAUCGCCUGGAAGACAUCGUCUUCGGCCAAGUGAAAACUUCCGACCCUGACCAGAUCUCAGCAUCCCCACUACGUAUGGCAAAUUGGAGAAUAUACGGCCAGUUAUUAGGCAUCAUGAGCGAGUCCAACUUCUCCAAUGUCUCGGGACGCUUCCUGGCGGAGCUGGACCGUUAUCAGAAAGAGGAAGCAGCCCGAGGGCCUUCUCGUGAUGGGGAUUCCAAGGCUGAGUUGCUAAUUCUCUGCAUGAGAUACCUGCGCUUGCCUACUUCGCCAGAAGGAUGGCCCAAAUCCUGUGACUUUAUGCGCUCUCUGGCACGCUUGUUCGUCAAUGCUCACGGGCAGCGCAUCAAGCAGGCCUACUGUUACGUGAUUGAGAAAUUACUGCUGCCCAUCGCGGCCAAUCCCAGUUGUGAUCUUUCGCUGCCUCGCUGGAAGGAGUUCGUUGACUUGGUCCAGCCGCGCCUAGCCCAACUCCUUACCAAGCCACGCCAUUGGGCCUCUUCAUUCUCGCUAAACGUGCUGUUACUUUGUAUUUCCAACAAGGAUACAUUCUCCUCUCAAUGGCUACCAAUGAUAUCGAGCUUACCUGCCCGGUUAAAGGACCGGCCAACUCGCGCCCCGGCGCUCCACGCAAUCUGCCGGCUGGUCUGGACUUACUUCUUCCGUUUCUCUGACUCCCCAACGACCACACUUCGCAAGGUCGAAGAAGUGGCAAAAAUCGCCCUACCCACCGGCCGGAGAACGUAUCUUAGCGCAGAGCCGGUCUUUGCCGAUCCGUUGAUCCAGCUGAUUCAAAUUAUCGGUUUCAAGCACCCGGAUGUUUGUUUCCGUAAUAUCAUAUUCCCCUUGAUCAAUUCCGAUCUUUUCUUGUCAGGCAAGGAGUUGAGGAUAGAGCAGAUGGAGCCCGAAAAGAUGGUCAUCGGAAUCCGAGCCUUCUUAGCUACCAUGUCGGACCUGGAAACAAGUGACCAGCUGUGUCCCCCGAUUCCCACUGGCUCGCUGCCCAACCCAUUCACGGAGGCCUCGACGCCCCUGUAUUUCCACCGCCCUCAGUUACUCAAGGAGCACACUAUAGUAAACAAUGCCGAAAAGCAAGACCCAACCUCAGGGCAACCAGUCAACACAGCAAGACUGAGUGAGAAUGUGAAAGAAUAUUACUUUCGAUUCUGUGAAGUCUUGGGAAAGAUCACGCUGCUCUGUGAUAACACGUUUGGCGGGCAAGCAGUGCUGGACGAAAAGUUCAGUGGAACUACGCCCAAAACGCCUAUCUCAGAAGCUUUCAGCUUCGGGCGUCGUGAUGACCAUGUUACCACUUUGGAUCAGAAGCAAGGGUUCUACGACCUCCUCCACGUGGCGGUCCAGGCUCUACCACGCUGUCUUUCCGACCACAUUCCUUUCAACUCGCUCAUCAACCUACUCUGCACGGGCACUGCGCAUGUUCAGUCUAACAUCGCGACUUCCUCGGCCCAGUCUCUGAAGGCCAUCGCACGGCAGUUACAUGCCCAGCAGGUUACGAUCGGAUUCGCUAGAUUCAUCUUCAACUUCGAUGAGCGUUAUUCUACCAUGUCAGACGAGGGAAUGCUUGGUCCAGGACACAUUGAAUCUACUCUGAGGCUCUAUGUUGAGCUUUUGCAGAUCUGGAUCAAUGAGAUUAAAGAGAAAACCAGAGGCGCAGCAGCGAUGGACCAACUGGAGCGGUCUAUAUCUGGCAGUCGCGCACUCCACCUUGAUUUGUCCAGCGUCCUUGCACACGUGGAAGAAAUUGAGUCACACGGUCUCUUCUUUUUGUGUUCGCAAUCGAGACGAGUGCGUGCGUUUGCUAUCACGGUCCUGCGCCUGAUAACCGAAUUUGACAGCGCUCUCGGGAAAGAGAACACCCGCAUCAUUCGGAUUCUCGAGGCUGAUUCUCAGCAGAUCCUAGAUGUCAACGAUGAACAUCUGACGGUUGCUGAGCGAAGCCGGAUCCAGAAAGGGAAACGACGGAGCGCCUCGCAAAACACUCUUAUCGAGCUGUGUAGUAGUGAAGUAUCCUACGACUCAACUUUGUGGGCCAAGGUCUUCCCAAACAUCAUUCGUGUCAGCUUCGAGACUUGUCCCUUUGCCGUAACUCUGGGAAGGGAGAUUGUAUGUGCACGCCUCGUUCAGAUGCACAAACUUAUUACGCAUUUGGCCGAGAGCGUACGAUUCCCUCAAUACGGCCAACUAGAUGUAUAUCAGCCCCGCCCCGCUGGCAGAAGCAAUGUGACAUCCGAGAUCCUUGUCGAGCAAUGGAAGCUUUACUUGGUCAUGGCUUGUACCACUGUCACCAACGUUGGGGCUCAGUCCCAAAGCCAGCUGGCGAAUGCCCAACAUGCCCGCAAAGCUUCCAAGGGAGCCCACCAGUCUCAAGACAAGAUCAGCUCCGCCCGAAGCUUGUUUGCCUUUGUUAUUCCUCUACUUUCUGCCGAGCGAGAUUCCAUCCGCAGCGCCAUUGUGGUGGCUUUAGGCUCCAUCCACAAAAACCUAUAUCGCACUCUUCUUGAGUCGUUGCAGUACGCUGUCACCACGUGUAACGAAGAAGCAAAGAUGCGAAUCGGGAACCACUUCCGCAGUCCCAGUAGCCCUCGCCGGAACAGGAAGACGGAUCGUCUGCGGACAGAAGUCACCAACGUCUACAAACUCACUUCUCACUUCCUCCAGGAACCAGAGGUCUACAACGAGGACUGGAUCGUGAAUAACAUCGUCACUUACGCGAAGGAUAUUCGAAUCUUCCUGAGUGACGCCGAGGUUCAGAACGACUGGGAAUUCCAGCGCCUGCGCUUUCAUUACUGUGGGUUGAUGGAGGAACUCUUCGAGGGAGUCAAUCGCGCCAAGGACCCAUCUCGCUGGAUGCCCUUCGAAGCUCGAAAAUCGGCAUUUUCCCUGAUGGAAGACUGGUGCGGAUACUCACCCAAUCAAGCUAAAAUUUCAGAGAGGGAAGAGAACAUGCGCAAGUUUGCUAUGGCGCAGCCGCACGAGACUGGCGAGAUGCGAAACACUGCUGCUGCUAUGGAAAUUGAAAAGAAGAACCUCCGCGCGGCGGCCUUGGGCGCAAUGGCUUCCCUGUGCGCUGGGCCCAUCAGCAUCACUACCGAAAGUGGCUCGGUUCUUCAGUUCGACGUCAGUCGCAUGCUUUCAUGGCUUGAAAUCAUCUUCAACACCGUCACUGACAAAUGGCACGCCAUUGGUCGCCGGGCACUCAAAAAUUUGAUCAUCCACAACCAGGAACACUCGUACUUGAUGGAGCGAUCGAUUGAAAUGUGCUACGUAACGGAGCGGCCCAAGAUAAUUGAGAGCUACAUCGAGGUAGUCAGUCAGGUGCUUUUCGAGUACCCGGAUUACCCUCUCAGAUUUUGGAGAAUUUUGGGGGCGGUCUUGGUGACCUUGGGCAACGAAAAGCGGGAGAUUCGAAUGAAGUCUGCAAAACUUCUGCGGAAGCUUGAAGAACGACAGCAAAAGAAUUCCCGACUUCAAGACUUUGAUAUCAGUAUCUCAGACAAGACCACCGCGGUGUACAAACUUGCCCAAUUCGAGAUUUCGAAAAGACUAGCAAGCCAGCACUCCGACUUGGCUUUCACUAUCUUCUCCGAGUUUUCCUUGCAUUUCCGCAAUCUCCAACCCGACAGCCAGCGUAACAUGGUUGCCGCUAUCCUGCCCUGGGUUCAGACAAUGGAGCUCCAGGUUGACCCCAAUGGUGGCCCCACAGCCAAGUCAUACAUGUUGCUGGCGAAUUUGUUCGAGAUCACCAUUCGCUGCAGCACAACUCUACCAAACCAGGUACAAGCGCUGUGGCAGGCCUUGGCGACAGGGCCUCAUGGGGGCAAUGUGCAGCUGGUCCUUGAUUUCAUCAUCAGCAUAUGUCUGGAGCGCAAAGAGCAGAAUUUCGUGGAGUACGCUAAACAAAUGGUCGUCUUCCUGUCUGGCACGCCGGCUGGAUCGAAAGUCAUCGAGUUCUUCAUGUUGCAGGUUGUGCCUAAGAACAUGGUGCAAGAACGCAAAGAUUUGACUCCACCUCCUGCAGAUAUCACCAGCCUACCAUACGUCGCAGACCUUGGGACGGUUCUCCCCGUCGGAAACAAGCAAGCGGGUCUGUCUCUUGGACAGGUGGCGCUGAUAUUCCUCGUUGACCUCAUGGUUACCCCGGUCACUUUGGCCCUCGAAGACGUUGUCAAACUCAUCCACAUUGUCCUCAUUCUGUGGGAUCAUUAUACAGUCACUGUGCAGGAACAAGCCCGAGAGAUGCUGGUCCACCUCAUUCACGAACUGAUUGCGGCGAAACUCGAGGAUGAUGCCCCUGCUGGUGCGCGACAAGCCGUAGAAGACUUUGUGGAAUCAAUUCGCAAGAGUGACCCUGCUGUUGUCUGGGAGUAUGAAGAAAACCAUGGCAAGGAUGAAGAGUCUGACGAUCGUCGCGUGCCUGCUUCUAUGGCCUCUGUCACUCGUGACGUUGUCAAAUUCUUCAGCUUUGCCUAUGAAGGUGUUGGUGACCUGUGGGCCAAGGAAGCGUUGAACUGGGCCACAUCAUGCCCAGUACGACACUUAGCCUGCCGGUCCUUCCAAAUCUUCCGUUGUAUUUCGACGUCUUUGGAUUCGCGAAUGCUCGCAGACAUGCUCGCCCGGCUCUCAAAUACCAUUGCAGAUGAGGAGACAGACUACCAAACAUUCUCAAUGGAGAUCCUCACCACCUUGAAGAUCAUCAUCAGCUCCCUAGCUCCCUCUGAUCUCUUGAAUUACCCUCAGCUGUUCUGGACGACUUGCGCCUGUCUGAACACAAUCCACGAGACAGAGUUUACCGAGAGUAUCGGUAUGCUUGACAAAUUCCUCAGCCGAGUCGAUCUCGGCGAUCCAGCAGUGGUGGCCAAGCUCCUCGAGGGUCAGCCACCUAAGUGGGAAGGCGGGUUCGAUGGCCUACAGGACCUCGUCUUCAAGGGAAUGAAAUCAUCAGACUCUUUUGAUCGAACACUCGAUCUCCUGCAUACCCUGAGUGGUCUGCCCAACAACAGCCUCAUUGGGGACGGAACCCGCCAACUAUUCACCGUGCUGGCCAAUUUGCCCCAUUUCCUUCAGUGCUUCGAAAAAGGCUUCAGUGACCCCAAACCCAUCGAGCGUGCUAGCCUACUCGCGCGGGUUGCCGAGAGUGAGCGCUGCCCCCGCCUGGCAGCUUCGUUGUUCGGGUUCGCGAAUCAGCAGUACAAGACGGCUGGCGUCUUUCUCGAUCAUAUCAUCACCGAGAUCAAGUUGUACUAUUUCCCCCAGCUGGAUUUCCAGUGCCUGAUCUUCCUCAUGGGUCUUUUGACAAACACCACAGAUUGGUUCCGUGUCAGAGUGAUGCGGAUUCUUUGUGUUCUGAUUCCGGAGGUGGACAUGAGACGCAACGAAGUAACGUGUCAUGGCCCCGAUUUGAUCUCCCCGUUACUCCGGCUUUUACAGACCGAGCUCUGCCCCCAGGCCCUCGAGGUCCUAGACCAUAUCAUCACCGUUUCCGGGAACCCUAUGGAGCGUCACCAUCUCCGUAUGAGUAUGGCAUCCUCAGCAUCCUCUCGCGCUAUCCGCAAAGAGUACGAAAGAAUCCAGAGUCUUUACGGCAUUCCCGAACCCACCGGUUGGUCGGUUCCCAUGCCCGCGACUCAGUCAAGCAUGACUCGGAACAAUGUCCACGCUGUAUUCUAUACCUGUGUUGAGGCUGAAGAUAUGCAAAAUGAGGAUGUGAUGACUCCGGAUGUUGCCUUCCAUGCAGAUGAGUACAACAGCAGCGAUUCAUUCUUCCCCAUGAGAGCCGAUACCAUGAAAUCGAUCGACACGCAGACCGAUGGAAAUAUUGGAGAUCUGGUGCAGAAGCUGGAUAGCUUGGAUGACUUCUUUGAGGAGACCGACCCUGCAACCCCGGUUCUGAAUCCCGUCGCCCCUCCGAUGUUACGAGGGUUCACAGGCAGCUACGUGGUAGAUACGAACGCCCAUCUGUACGAUCAACAGACUGCGCCAAUUUUACGCAAGUCCCUCGCUCGCACGGGGUCUACAUCCUCGUUCCAUAAUGGCCUCGCCGAGUCUCGUCCGCCAAACUUCCGCUUUGAUGGCCCGGCUCCAUAUUCUCCAAUCAGUGCAGUCCCACAAAAUACCACACAGCUGCUACGCCCGACUUCCCACACCCGCUCCGUCACUUCCCCUGCCAACAACCUCUACCUCCACACCGUGCCUGGCGCACCCAACACCACACCAGCCCCUGGACUAGGCGAUUCCGCCUUCAUGUCGGAUGAGGAGCCGGAUGAUGCACAUUCGGAUCUAGAAGAACGCCCAGUGACCAAGCGAUUACAUCCAAUGCCCGCCCCCAUGGUCCGUAGCGCUACUGACGGGCCACAUUCCCUGGAGUCAAUGAUCCGCAGCGGCAUGCGGAGACUGACUGGUGGUGCCGCUAACAGAGAGAAGGAACGGCAGCGGGAUCACCUCCGUGCGCAGCAUCGCGCUGUGACACAAACCGCUAGUUCACCCCGUGUGCCCAAGGUGCCUGAAGAGUAUCUCUCGGCGCCAACCAGCCAUCCGGCAUCACCUAGGUGA